Molecule: messenger RNA, 2898 nt
Organism: Ceraceosorus guamensis
Lineage: Eukaryota; Fungi; Basidiomycota; Exobasidiomycetes; Ceraceosorales; Ceraceosoraceae
Product: putative nitrate reductase
Exons: 2
Coding region: 1-2898 (965 amino acids)
Molecular function (GO): molybdenum ion binding; molybdopterin cofactor binding; heme binding
Source: RefSeq, a predicted model, not a curated record
AUGUCGCUGUCAUCAUCUCCUCGCUCGUCGACGGGCUCUGACAAGGAGCUAAGGUCCGACUCAGCCAGCUCAGGCUCGGACUCGGAGCUGAGAUCUGUUUCUGGCAUCAGCACAGGUGCUACGACGCCUGUUACCACUCCUGGUUCCUCCAACGCUGGCUCCAUCGACGCCCUCAAGGGUACCGAGCUCAUACGGGAGAAUACAGCUAGCCCAUCUUCCCUUGAAUCGGAGCUUGAUAGCGAAAGCGUGUAUGGCGAGCACCUGCCACCCGUGCCAAAGACUGGCGACGUCAAGCCGCUGUCUAUCGACAAUGGGACACCGGAUGCUUGGGUUGCUCGCGACGAACGCCUUAUCCGGCUCACAGGAAAACAUCCUCUCAAUGUCGAGCCACCGCUUAUCGACAUUCUCAAGACUGGAUUUCUUACUCCUCAAUCUCUGUUCUACGUUCGCAGUCACGGUGCUGUCCCUUACGUAUCUGAAGGUGAUGCCAAGGACUGGAAGCUGCGCAUACAUGGUCUAGUGGAGAAGGAGAUCAACUUUACCAUCGAAGAGCUCAAGCAAAAGUUCGAGACCGUUACGCUACCUGUCACCCUGGUCUGCGCCGGCAACAGGCGCAAGGAACAAAACAUGGUUACCAAGGGUCUUGGCUUCAAUUGGGGAGCAGCAGGCGUGUCUACAGGCCUCUUCACUGGCGUCUACCUCGCGGACCUCUUGGACUACUGCAAACCCAUUCGACCCGCUGGUGCCUUUCCCUAUGACCGCAAAAUGCCAGGCCGAGCUCGACACGUCAUAUUUGAAGGCAUCGACGAGCUGCCGAAGGGUAAAUAUGGUACUUCGCAGCGACUCACUUGGGCCAAAGAUAGAAGCAAAGGUAUGCUCAUCGCCUGGGGCAUGAAUGGUGAACCUUUGAGUCCCGACCACGGCUUUCCGCUGCGCUUGAUCGUGCCGGGACAGAUUGGUGGAAGGAUGGUGAAAUGGCUCAAUCGCAUUGAGAUUUCGGAUGAAGAGUCACAGCAUUAUCUACACUUCUGGGAUAACAAAGUGUUGCCGACGCAGGUCACCGCAGAUCAGGCUAGAAGUGAAGAACACUGGUGGAAGGAUCCCAAGUAUAUCAUCAACGACUUGAACGUCAACGCUGCAGCUCUGACUCCUGAUCACAACUCCACACUUGAUAUCAGUCAUGCUGGACCAUCUUCUUACCGCAUCUGCGGAUAUGCUUACACAGGCGGCGGCAAGAGGAUUCAUCGUGUCGAGGUCUCUUUGGAUGACGGCAAAUCUUGGGAGCUUUCGCAGAUCGACAUGCCAGAAGACAAAUACCGCAUCGCUCCCAUUCGCAACCACCCAUUCUUUGGCACGCUGGACCUCACCGAAACAGAGAUGAGCUUUGCCUGGUGCUUCUGGGAAUUAGACGUUGACACCGCAAGGCUCAAGGAGUCUUCCGUCAUCUCAAUUCGCGCCACCGACGAAGGCUUGGCCGCUAUGCCUCGAGAUAUGUACUGGAAUGCUACCUCGAUGAUGAACAACUGGUGGUUCAGAGUCGCCAUUCAUCGGGAUGAUGACCAGCAACAGCUUCGUUUCGAGCAUCCAACCCUAGCAGGCAACGCCCCCGGCGGAUGGAUGCAGAGGAUGAACGAUGAAGGAGCCAACCCUCGUUAUCCGCAAUUCGGAGCUGACGCCGCGCAGUCCAACGAAGCAUCAACUCAAAAGGUCGUGCCGGCCAAGAUUGACAUUGAAGAGGUCAUGACGCAUGUCGAUAAGCGAACGACCGUGGUGACCAAAGCUCAAGUUGCCGAGCACGCAAACGAGACUUCGCCCUGGUUCGUCGUGGGCGAUCACGUCUACGACGGCACAGCUUUCCUCGAGAAGCAUCCUGGUGGUUCAGAGAGCAUCACGCUCGUAGCCGGCGAAGAUGCUACCGAAGACUUCAUGGCCAUACAUUCGAUGGACGCGAAGAAACAAAUGCGCGACUACCACAUCGGAAGAAUCGAGGCUGGUGGCUUGGUCAAGACUGAAGGACCGAUAGAAGACGAUCCAACGGCGCCAUUCCUGAACGCCAAGCAGUGGAAAAAGUCUGUGCUUGUGGAGAAGGACGUCAUCUCUCACGACUCUGCGAUCUACCACUUUGCCAUGGAUCGACCUGAUCAGCGCGUCGGCUUGCCGACCGGCCAGCAUGUAUACCUGCGUCUGCGGGACAAGGAUGGACAAAUCGUCCGAGGCAGCGCCGCCGAGGGAGAAUUGGUGCAGCGCGCAUACACACCUUUCUCUAGCGAUGAUCUUCAAGGCUCACUGCAGAUUUUGAUCAAGACGUACAAACCAUCUGCGGAUGGCAAGACUCCAGGGGGCCGCUUCACCACACUGCUAGAACAGAUGAUCCCGGGAGAAGAUACCAUAGAGAUGAAAGGUCCGCUAGGUCAUCUGAAGUAUCAACCCGGCGGCGUUAUUCAGCUGCAUGGUCACGAGCACCAUCAUCUGAAGCGUGUGGCCAUGAUUGCCGGAGGCAGUGGCAUUACACCCAUCUGGAGCACGCUCAAGGCCUUGCUCAGCGACCCCGAUGCUGCGCACGUUGAGAUAGCCAUCCUUGAUGCGAAUCGCACGGAAGCGGACAUCCUAGCCAGAGUACAUCUGGACGAAGCUCUUGCAGCCAGCGGUAGAACCAAUGUCAGACUCUGGCAUGUGCUCAGCGACCCCAACGUCUCGCCGGAAUGGAAGAUGGGCAAGGGUAGAUUGACGAAGGAGCUACUCGAGCAGCACCUCUUUCCACCACCACCUGCAGACAUCAGCGCAGACAAGCUGGACGACACUCUUGUUCUUCUCUGCGGACCUCCGCCAAUGGAAGCCGCUGUCGUCGAUCACCUCAAGGCGAUUGGCUGGCCAGCGCGGACCAUCGUACAAUUCUGA